Messenger RNA from Leguminivora glycinivorella, 1343 nucleotides. RefSeq names its product evolutionarily conserved signaling intermediate in Toll pathway, mitochondrial (gene ECSIT). Gene Ontology annotation, cellular component: mitochondrion. Lineage: Eukaryota; Metazoa; Arthropoda; Insecta; Lepidoptera; Tortricidae. The coding region runs from base 193 to 1308 and encodes 371 amino acids. The transcript is spliced from 5 exons. The record is from RefSeq and is a predicted model, not a curated record. Gene Ontology annotation, molecular function: protein binding.
CUGUCAACGUCAGUGUCAGCUGGAUGUUCGUAGUGUUUAUUUCGCCAAUUUUCAAUUUUUGUGCAAGAAUAUUUUAUGAAUAACAUGAAGUAGACAAAUGUAAACUUAAAAGAGUAAUUUCUUAAUAUGAUAUUACAAACCUUAAUAUAAUAAUUUUAAGAAGAAUCAAGAAAGUUCGUAACAUAACCUGCAAUGGCUACAAUACUAAGACAUAUUUUGCGAACGAAGCCGCCAAACAUUAUGUUUAGGCGCUGGGAGGGUACAGAAAAGAAGGUUGUAGUAUAUGACCCAUUUGUAAAUAAGCCACAGAAGAACAAAGAGUCAUAUUUGGAAGUGAUAAAGAUGUUCGAAGGCCGAGAUACUCGGCGGCGGGGGCACGUAGAGUUUAUUUAUGCAGCUUUGGGACGCAUGAAGGAGUUCGGAGUUCAGAAAGAUCUGGAAGUGUAUAAGGCGUUGGUGGAAGUCCUGCCGAAGGGGAAGUUUAUAGCGCAGAAUAUAUUUCAAGCCGAGUUCAUGCAUUAUCCGAAGCAGCAGCAAUGUGCUGUUGAUUUGCUAGAACAAAUGGAAGAUAAUGGUGUCAUGCCUGACUCUGAAUUAGAACAAAUCCUCCUAAACACCUUCGGCCGGAGAGGCAUACCUCUCCGCAAAUACUGGCGCAUGCUGUACUGGAUGCCCAAGUUUAAGAAUCUAAGUCCGUGGUAUUUACCUGAUGAGUUGCCGGCAGACGUGAUGGAGCUGGCCAAACUUGCUAUACAGAGGAUAACUUCGGUUGAUCCGGAUACUGGGGUUGAAGUUUGGCAGACAGAAGAAAUAGAAGCUUCGUUAGACAAAACCUGGAUAGUCAGCGCCCAGAGUGACGCACAGAAGAUCCUACUGGCCGAGCAGGCGGAAGACGAACCGCUGGUCGUGAGAGGGCCAUAUAAAGUUUGCAUCCGGGACCAGUUUGUCACAUACUUCCUGUUGCUGGGGAAAAUCAGGCCGGAGGUUAAGGAUGAAAGUGAUCCCGAUGAUGUGUCUAACCUCAAAAAGCCUUCAGGCAUACCUGGCUUCAUUGGACAUACAACCUUACCAUCAACAAGAUCUAUAGUGCAUGAACAAGACGAUGGAACCAUAUUGUCUGUGUGUGCUACAGGAACAUCAUCGAGAGACUCUCUUCUCUCCUGGAUACGAUUAUUAGAACGAAAUGGGAACCCCCUAUUAUCCAACAUACCAGUUAUAUUCACCCUCACAGCGCCACCUAACGACAUUACUAUACAAGAGACGCAACCUGCGACAGGGAACGAAGAAAAAGUGGCGAGCACAAGCUAGUAUAAUAAUUGUUGAGAAUAAAACUAGUUGAUUUA